Hermetia illucens (black soldier fly) is the source of this 996-nucleotide messenger RNA. RefSeq names its product odorant receptor 2a-like. NCBI's taxonomy places the organism in Eukaryota, Metazoa, Arthropoda, Insecta, Diptera, Stratiomyidae. Gene Ontology annotation, cellular component: plasma membrane. Bases 1 to 996 code for a protein of 331 amino acids. Gene Ontology annotation, molecular function: odorant binding; olfactory receptor activity. The transcript has 3 exons. The record is from RefSeq and is a predicted model, not a curated record. Gene Ontology annotation, biological process: detection of chemical stimulus involved in sensory perception of smell; sensory perception of smell.
AUGUUGAACAUAGUGAUAACGAUCCUAUACCCGACAACGUUCACCGUUCAAAUAUUCCUCACGGAAAAUGUUAAGCAACUUUUGGAAGCUCUCACUCUGACUACAACGAACAUUCUCAUAUAUAAUAGGAAUUUACUGCCUUUACACGAUUAUCUAAGCACGUUGGAUUCAAGAUCUCAGGACAUCCUUCAACAUGACCUCCUCCAAAACAUGGUAGACAAAUCUACUAGAUUGGUUCGUAUUUACUAUUUGCUGUGCAUUGGAACUGGAAUCAUUAAUGAAAUAGCCACGUUCUUGUCGUCAACCCAACGUCUUGUGUAUCCGGCUUGGUUUCCAUUUGAUUGGAAGAAUUCCGAAACUAACUAUGCAAUAAUCCACGUUUACCAAUUUACUGGAAUAAUUAUUGGCAUUGUGCAAUCUGCCACGAGUAACACGUUCCCAGCUCUUUAUUUGGCUGCACUAACAGCGCACAUUCAAGCAUUAGCAAUGAGAAUUCGAUCGAUUGGAAGCAAACCAGAUAAAUCUUCGGAUGAAAACUAUGAAGAGUUGAUAACUUGUGUACGAGACUACCAAAUAUUGACAGAGUAUCAUCUGGUUGUACAAAACGUGACAUCAUAUGGUUUGUUGUUACAAUUUUUCGCAACAGGAGUGGUAACUUGCAUCACGGCGGUCUACGUCCUGUUCGCGAAUGGAACUCUAUUUGACACACUAUAUCUGGUACUGUAUCUCAUAUGCGUCCUCUUGCAAAUCUUAAUGAGCUGCUACUAUGGUCAAGAAUUGAUGUACGAAACCAGUUUCAUAACAGAUGCUAUAUACAUGUGCAACUGGAUUGAACAAAGCCCACAGUUCAAGAAAAUCCUUAUCAUGUUCAUGCAGAUGACUCAAAGGCAAAUGGUCAUUAAAGCGGGUGGCAUGGUUGUUGUGAAUUUGAGCUCCUUUAUGUCGUUGAUCAAAAGCUCCUACUCACUUUUUGCAGUACUUGUGAAAGUCACAUGA